Perca flavescens (yellow perch) is the source of this 2972-nucleotide messenger RNA. It is a transcript of the gene cdc42ep1a, whose product is annotated as CDC42 effector protein (Rho GTPase binding) 1a. Gene Ontology annotation, cellular component: plasma membrane; cytoskeleton; cytoplasm. The transcript is spliced from 4 exons. The coding region runs from base 780 to 1982 and encodes 400 amino acids. Gene Ontology annotation, molecular function: small GTPase binding. The record is from RefSeq and is a predicted model, not a curated record. NCBI's taxonomy places the organism in Eukaryota, Metazoa, Chordata, Actinopteri, Perciformes, Percidae. Gene Ontology annotation, biological process: regulation of cell shape; Rho protein signal transduction; positive regulation of pseudopodium assembly.
AGCACACCCGGCGCACCAGCGGGACAGUCCGGCUGCACCACCGGCUCUCUCGGACCACGCCAACCGAAAAUACAUUUGUAAUGGAAAGAUAAUUAAACCGGAGUCGAGCGAUCUCCUGUUCCUCGUGUCGCAGUUCCCUUGGGAAUCAGAACCAACGGAGUAGCCGGCCAGGGUGGUAGCAGCCAGGCCUUGCCCAAAAGAGGCGCCCUGUCGGGGGUAACGGCGGAGAUGAAGGAUUAGAGGACAAUCCAGGAUGGUUCCGUGGUGCGACCGCACAACCAUUUGCAGCUGGACUCCGACCUAUUUCUGAGCUGAUAUCGACAAAGCCAAAGCCCAAGGCAAGCGGGGGAAACCAGGCGACCUGACCACACUCCAACUGGCCCGGCAGCUUCCAGGAACACAACUGCACAGUGUUCUCCUCAAUUUAUGACCGUUUAAUUCAACCAGCUAUGCAUAACAACGAGCUACAAAGAGUGGGACAGAGUUUGGCCUGCACAUGAUAAACAGAGAUAAUAUUCCAGUGAACUAUUUGGCGCUGCAGGCCGGGAGUCCAACUUUACAGAAAUUACACGGUUUCAAGAUCUUGGAAUAACCUUUCAGAUGACUUUUUAGGUCCGUACUUUGGACAGCUCAACUGUAACUGAUUCUGGCAUAAAUCUAAGAAGAGAAACAUUGAACUUUGCUUGCUCAGUUUUGUCUUUCAGUGGUAUUAAAAGCAAUUCCAGACAUUGUUUAAGGUUGAUUUUCAAGAAAUAUUAAGCCAUUUACCUCUUGUGACCAUGAAUCUUCAGGAAAAGCUGUCAGGCCUCAAAGGUCUGGUCUCACACUCCCACAGCAAGCGCCGCUUUAAAGGCGACCUCACGCUGGACAUGAUCAGCCCUCCUCUGGGUGACUUUCGCCACACCAUGCACGUGGGCCGUGGCGGCGAUGUGUUCGGGGACACCUCCUUCCUUAGCAACCAUGGCGGCACAGCCAAUGGGAACAACGGGGAAACGGAUUCUAUCUCCUCCCCUGACAACAAGAUCGGUGCGUUCUUCUCCAGGACGAUCCGUCAAAUCCGAAGGGGGUCUGACAACCGACCCACGGGAGGACCCAAGGAUCUGUCGCCGCCGCCUCCCGUCGUUUCACCCAUCAUCAAGAACGCCAUCUCCCUCCCCAGGCUGGAUGUGGAUAUGCCCAAUGGGAGUCCUACUGCUAAAGUGCUCUUCCCCAGUUCUCAAAGCACACCAGAGGAGAAGAAAAGCUCUUAUGGUGAUUAUGGUCUGGAGUCUGGAUUCGUCACUCUGCCUCGCCUCUCUCGCUCUGAGCGCCAGCAGCCUUCCAUCUCCCUCCCCACGUCCUGCUCCCCGAACAUCCACCGCGGCUCUCUGACCGACCCUACUGACGCCAUCUUAUCCACCUGCUCCGCCUCCAUUGUGACCUCUGACCCCAAGCCCACCUACACCGCGUACUCUGACUCCCUUCCCUCCCUCACCUCUUUGGACACCUUUACCUUUGACCUCGGGCCCUCCCUCAUGAGCGAGGUGUUUGGCCUGAUUGACGGCCACCCGGGGGAGCAUGGCAACGCCUGGGAGGGAGAGGAGGCGGGGUCAGCGUGUGGGUUGACCAAUGAGGGAUCAGAGAUGGACUCGGCUACUAUCUCAUACGUGGAUUCCCUGCUGAGGGAGGACUGCGGGGGCAGGAAGAGCCCCCAUGGGGCCGAAUGGGAGGAGGAGGAAGGGAUGGAGGUGAACGGAGUCGGGCUUUCCGUUAAAGUAGCUGAUGUGGCGAUGGGGUCUCCUGAACGAGUGCGGUUCGGGAUGGGGAUGGAGAGCGAGCGGUUCCAGAGUGCUACAGAUGUGCUCGCGCGCCACUAUGGCGUCAGCCACUUAAAGGGACAGAGCAGGAUGGAGGGGGCCGAUUCAAUGAUGAUGAUCAUCGGCCAGCCCAAGAACAAAAUGUCCUACAGUUACAUGGACGACGAGGAUGAAAUUAAAGUCUGAGCCGAGAUGUUUUGACUCUAAAAAAAACUUCUCUCAUGUAUGAUUUAUCUCUAAUUUCCAAUCAAUCAUCUGAAGAAAAAUGUUGUGGUCAACGAGGCCGGCUCUUUUGACAGGAUGACCAUGACCACUACAAUCCAGUAUCCUCGGUAUUUGAUUCUUUACUUUUAUACAAUCGUGCUUUAAGGAUGUACAGUUUUGAUGCCAAAAAAUUGUUGCUGAAUGUAUCUAAAGGGAGUGAAAGAAGUCUUUUUUUCUUUUUCUUUUUUAAAAAGGUCAGGAUUUAAAAGGGACUGAAACAAAGAGGUGUGGCAAGAAAGGAUGUGCCAGAGAAUGUAGUUAAGAUUGUCUCAAAGGAAACACACACAUGACAGAAUGUAGAAGCUACAAGGCCUGUCAUUCACUUUACACUUUUCACACACACAUUCUAGGGUGGAAAGAUUCUCUGUGCUAGUCCCGUCGGUCACUAAUGAGAGAGGAAGUGGGGAUUAGAACAAUUGGAUUUCAUCGUAUUACAACCAUUGGGCCUCACUACAAUCUCCUGUCAACUCCUUUCACUCAGGAAUACAUUACCAGAACACAAAAAGGAAGGGAAAUAAGAAAUCUAGAAUCUCAGGCAUCAUUAGAUAAACCAGAGAAACACAAACAUCUCAGUUAUUAAACUACAUGGACUGAAGGAACAUGACAAGUCAUACUGGUAUUUGCUAGUUCCAACUAAAGCUGAACCAUAUAAUUGCUCACUGUAUGCUGCAGACCUUCUAUAUAGAGACUCCUGUGCACCUUUUGUGAUUAUGUCCGACUCCUGUAUUGCUUUUCAAUUGUCAUUUAUGUGUUCUUUUAUACAACUGUACAAAUAUUUACUGACCUCCUAUAAAUAUGUUCUUACAGUAUGAGCACCUGCAGUACAUAGUGCAAUUCACAUCCAUAUGCUGCAGUCAAUACCAAUGAUAUAUUAUGAUGAUAUAAAUUGACAAUAAAGAUGUUUCUAAUUAG